UGCUUUAGUUAAUCGUAUCAAAUGAAUCGUCAACAAAUUUAAAUUGAAUUUUAACAAGUUGAAUAUGUAUUAAACGCAAAGUGAGUUAACCGGUUUUACUUAGUAUCCCCACCUCCUUUUUAUCACGAGGUAUUAGAUCCCUGUUGUUUGUUGGACAGAGAAGAUGUGGUCACGGAGUGUCGGUGUAUUGAAAACAUUCGGUAGGGCAGGAAAUACGCGCGCAGUUACAUCCUUAGUCCCUGGAGAACCGAAGGAACCCAGCGUAAUUACAGCGGUUCCCGGACCAAAAUCGCAAAAACUCAUUGAUGAUUUAAACUCUAUUAAUCAAAGCGGGUCGGUUCAGCUUUUUGGAAAUUAUGACAAAUCCAUUGGGAAUUACUUAAUCGACGUCGAUGAAAAUAUAUUUCUAGAUGCUUUUACUCAAAUUUCCUCUAUUCCGAUAGGUUACAAUCACCCGGAGCUUCUCAAGGUCUUUAAAGAUGAGCACAAACUGAAGACACUUGUAAACCGUCCGGCUCUUGGUGUAUUUCCCGGCGACUACUGGCCAGAAAAGCUUAGAAGUGUAUUACUUUCAGUUUCGCCAGGACUGUCGCAAGUCAUGACGAUGAUGUGUGGCUCGUGCUCCAACGAAAACGCCUAUAAAGCUCUCUUCAUUCACUACCGUGGACGCGAAAGGGGUGAGGAUGUGGACUUCAGCGAACUAGAAAAAACGUCAUGUAUGAUCAACCAACCUCCUGGUGCUCCAAAGCUGACCUUGCUGUCUUUUCACGGCGCAUUCCACGGAAGAACUAUGGCCACUCUUGCCACCACGCAUUCUAAGGCAAUUCAUAAGUUAGAUGUACCUUCCCUGGAUUGGCCCAUUGCGCAUUUUCCUCGAUAUAAGUAUCCUCUACACGAACACCAACGGGACAAUGAAGCUGAGGAUAGACAGUGUCUGGCCGAAGUACAAGAUUUAAUUGAAAAGUAUAAAAAGAAAGGCAGACCAGUUGCUGGUAUAGUCGUAGAACCUAUCCAAUCGGAAGGUGGAGACAACGAAGCUUCUCCGGAAUUUUUUCAACAACUUCAAAGAAUCGCUAAGCACAAUGGAGCAGGUCUUUUGAUAGACGAAGUACAAACAGGAUGUGGCGCCACCGGAAAAAUGUGGUGCCACGAGCAUUUUGUAUUGGAAUCUCCACCCGAUAUAGUGACAUUCAGCAAAAAAAUGCUCACUGGGGGCUUCUUCCACAACUUAGAAAUGAGACCUAAGCAGCCCUAUAGGAUAUUCAACACAUGGAUAGGAGAUCCAGGAAAACUACUUCUUUUGGAGGCCGUCUUAAACGUUAUAAAACAAGAGAAUCUUUUGCAUCAGGUUCAAAAAAGCGGCGACGUGCUGAAAGCUGGAUUGCUUGAUCUGGAAAAGGAAAAUCCCUCUUUGUUGAAUUCCGUAAGAGGUCGGGGUACAUUUUUGGCAGUAAACGCAAUUGACACGAAGCUGAGAGACAACAUUUUAGUCAAAUUAAAAGCUAAGGGCGUUAUUGCUGGAUCGUGCGGAGAUCAUUCGGUAAGGCUCCGACCGUCACUGACAUUCCAAGAACAUCACGCUAAUAUUUUCCUAGACAAAUUUAGACAGGUAUUACAAGAAGUGAAAUAAAUUUUACCUAUUCCGUUA
Messenger RNA from Cylas formicarius (sweet potato weevil), 1648 nucleotides. Its product is annotated as 4-aminobutyrate aminotransferase, mitochondrial. The record is from RefSeq and is a predicted model, not a curated record. Gene Ontology annotation, cellular component: mitochondrion. Bases 164 to 1630 code for a protein of 488 amino acids. The transcript has 8 exons. Gene Ontology annotation, biological process: GABA catabolic process. Gene Ontology annotation, molecular function: pyridoxal phosphate binding. Lineage: Eukaryota; Metazoa; Arthropoda; Insecta; Coleoptera; Brentidae.